This is a messenger RNA of Lotus japonicus, 1008 nucleotides long. RefSeq names its product Golgi apparatus membrane protein-like protein ECHIDNA. Lineage: Eukaryota; Viridiplantae; Streptophyta; Magnoliopsida; Fabales; Fabaceae. The coding region runs from base 125 to 676 and encodes 183 amino acids. Gene Ontology annotation, cellular component: Golgi membrane. Gene Ontology annotation, biological process: vesicle-mediated transport; protein secretion. The transcript has 6 exons. The record is from RefSeq and is a predicted model, not a curated record.
UUCUUCAACAACUCGAGGAACAGUUAAUGGAAUUUCACUCCCACAUCAAAUUAUAUUUCUAACAUAAUUUGGAUCGCUACUGUUAUGCUCCAUCCUCUGUGAUUUCUCUUCUCGCAAUCUUCACAUGGAUCCCAACCAGCAAGUAGUAGAAAACUACGCGAAUCCAAGGACUUGCUUCUUCCAUGUCCUCUUCAAGGCUGCAUCGUUGGCAUUUUACAUUCUCUCAACGCUCUUUAUUGCUAACUUUGUCAUCAUCUUCGUGGUCACCGUGCUUCUCGCGGCGCUUGAUUUUUGGGUGGUUAAGAAUGUGAGUGGCCGGAUUUUAGUUGGGUUGAGGUGGUGGAAUGAAAUCAAUGAUCUGGGUGAGAGUGUUUGGAAAUUUGAAUGUCUUGACCAAGAGUCAUUGGCUCGGAUGAAUAAAAAGGACUCGUGGCUUUUCUGGUGGACCCUUUACCUUACGGCAAUUUUAUGGAUCCUGCUUGGAAUAUUCUCGCUCAUAAGGCUUCAAGCUGAUUAUCUCCUUGUUGUUGGAGUUUGUUUGACACUCAGCAUUGCAAAUAUUGUUGGUUUUACCAAAUGCAAAAAAGAUGCUAAGAAGCAACUUCAACAAUUUGCCUCUCAGACAAUUGCCACUCGGUUCUCAUCUACCCUACAGUCAGCAUUCAGUGUCGUCUAAGAUGGAAAUGCACAUGUGCAUUAUUGGAAAUAUUGAGAUGUGGUGGAGGUUUGUACAUGAUGAUUAUUUUGGCCAGCAUCGGAUUGAAUUCUGACUACCUAUCAAAUUUGCAUAGUUACUGAUACAGCAAAUGCAAAAUUUUGUACUCUCUUUACAAGAAAUGGGUUGAGUGAGACUUCGAUAAACAAAUUACUUAGUAAAACUGUUAUUUUUAGGUGUACAUCGUUUUUCUUGUAUUCUUUUGCGUUGGUGUUCUAUGAUUUAUAUUCUGUAUGGACUAAAAUAUUGACUCAUGAAAAUUGGUGGAUAAUAUAAAUCACGAUGUUGUAUCA